UUCCGGUUUCGCGGCGGCCGACCUGCGCGGUGUGAGCCGCACGAGCCGCCGUAGUCAGCUGCGGCGAGCAGGAAGUGUCCCGGGAGCGAGCGGCAGCUGCAGGAUGGCACCAGAUCCCUGGUUUGGCACAUAUGAUUCUACUUGCCAAACUGCACAAGAGAUUGCUGAAAAGAUUCAACAACGAAAUCAGUGUGAACGGAAUGGUGAAAAUACAACGAAGCUGACCGUGACAAUCAGAGCUUUGUUGCAGAAUCUGAAGGAAAAGAUCGCCCUUUUGAAGGACUUAUUGCUAAGAGCUGUGUCAACACAUCAGAUAACCCAGCUGGAAGGAGACCGAAGACAGAACCUCUUGGAUGACCUUGUAACUCGAGAGAGAUUACUUCUGGCAUCCUUUAAGAAUGAGGGUGCAGAACCAGAUCUCAGCAGUCCCUGGCUUGUUACCAGUUGUGUAAUUAAACAAGAUGCAGGCCUCAGUGCCUUAUCCUCUAUCAUAAGUCGUCAAAAACAAAUGGGGCAGGAAAUUGGGAAUGAGCUGGAUGAGCAGAAUGAGAUAAUUGAUGAUCUGGCCAACCUGGUGGAGAAUACAGAUGAGAAACUGCGGACUGAAACCAGGCAUGUGAAUCUGCUGGACAGGAAGUCACCAUCUUGUGGGAUGAUCAUGGUGAUUGUGUUGCUCCUCGUGGCUAUUGUGGUCGUUGCCGUCUGGCCCACCAAGUAGUGACAAGCAAGGGACACCCCCCAGCUGGGACACCUGCCGUGAAUGAGGAAAGUUCAGCCCCCCUUUGCCAUGGAUGCUGCUCUCAAUAAAUCGCCUCCUCCCAAA
Molecule: messenger RNA, 823 nt
Organism: Erinaceus europaeus (western European hedgehog)
Lineage: Eukaryota; Metazoa; Chordata; Mammalia; Eulipotyphla; Erinaceidae
Gene: STX8
Product: syntaxin 8
Exons: 8
Coding region: 104-718 (204 amino acids)
Source: RefSeq, a predicted model, not a curated record